This is a messenger RNA of Rhipicephalus microplus (southern cattle tick), 1113 nucleotides long. Its product is annotated as TNF receptor-associated factor 2. Gene Ontology annotation, cellular component: plasma membrane signaling receptor complex. Gene Ontology annotation, biological process: regulation of canonical NF-kappaB signal transduction. The record is from RefSeq and is a predicted model, not a curated record. NCBI's taxonomy places the organism in Eukaryota, Metazoa, Arthropoda, Arachnida, Ixodida, Ixodidae. Gene Ontology annotation, molecular function: protein binding; zinc ion binding.
AGCCGUCAAUUCUGCGUUCGUAGCGUUCGCCUCGCGAGGUUUUCAUGAAUCAGUGGUCAGGGCUAAAGCCGAGCAGCAUCAGCUGCAUUUACCGACGAGAGGAUGACAUCUCCUGUGCAGUGAUGAAGAUUUGAUCACGUACUGGCGCUGUGCUUAGCUCUGAAAGGAAGCUCGGCCACCUUCCUGAAAGGGGACGAGCAUGCAGCGCUGUCCGAAUGGAGGGUGCCGCAAGGAAAUAUCAGAAACGGAACUCAAGCCGCACCUGGAAAGAUGCGCCUAUCGAACAACUCCCUGCAACCUGUGCAACGCGGAUAUCGUUUUGACCAAUUUCAUAGAGCACUGCACCACCGCUUGUCCCAAGAGAAGCGUAAUAUGUAUGAUCUGCUCGGCUGCCAUCUUCGCAGAGGAAACAAAGGAACACUCCAAGACCUGCCGCGUUAAAGGCGAUGAAGAAAAAUCUGUCAUUCCAAAGAGCAAAGGAGCCUCGAAGAAAAAGUCGAAAAGUGACAGCAUGACUUCGGACUCUGAACUCAAAGAACUGCGGAGACUACUGAACGCUGCAAUGAGAGAAAUAGCCGAACUAAAGCUUUCUCAGAGCAUUCAGGAGCGGAAGACGGCGGCGCUACUGCGUCGAACUGGAGCGUCGUUCAUCUGGUGCUUGGAGUCGUACCGGCGACUUCGCCGGCAUGCGAUCUCGCGCCGCGAUGACUGUCUCAGCGAGCCCAUCUUCUUCGGCCUGGCUGGCUGCAAGUUUAGGCUGCAGGUUAAUUUGUACGGCGUCGGUGGCGGGGCCGGAACCCAUAUGGCUUUCUUCGUCCAGUUCAAGGUUGUCGACCUGGCCAGGAUGGACAGCUGCUGUGUCAAGAAAACUAGGUGUUUGAUCCGAGUGGCGUCCCAGCGAGAGGGCGUCGACCACGUCGACCACACGUUCGAGUUCUGCGUCUCGGGCCAGGACCGGCGGCGCUCCACGAGUCGUCCGCUGCACAUGUGGAACACUCUGUUCGGCCGAGAGAAGUUCAUCCUCUUCGAAGAGCUCGAAGACCAGCGUGUUGGAUACGUGGUCGACGACAUGCUGAUUCUGGAAUUUCAUGUUAUAGAUUGAUGUAUACGAAA